This is a messenger RNA of Mesorhabditis belari, 609 nucleotides long. The record is from the annotation of a GenBank genome assembly. NCBI's taxonomy places the organism in Eukaryota, Metazoa, Nematoda, Chromadorea, Rhabditida, Rhabditidae.
AUGUAUCGCACAAAUCUUUUUGGGAUGUCGAAAGCCUUCAUUGGAAAGCCUGCCCCCGAGUUUGAUGCUCAGGCAGUCGUGGAUGGCGACUUCAAGCAAGUCAAGCUCUCAGACUACAAGGGUCACUACGUAGUUCUCUUCUUCUAUCCUUUGGAUUUCACUUUUGUUUGCCCAACUGAGAUCAUUGCCUUUUCUGAUCGUUUUGAAGAGUUCAAGAAGCUUGGUGUCACUGUGUUGGCCUGCUCGACCGAUUCAGUCUUCAGCCAUCUUGCUUGGAUUCAAACCCCAAGAAAGCAUGGAGGUCUUGGUGACAUGAACAUCCCCGUGAUUGCUGACACCAACCAUCAAAUCUCGAAGGACUACGGUGUCUUGAAGGAGGAUGAGGGAAUUGCUUUCCGAGGACUUUUCAUUAUUGAUCCCAAGGGAAUUUUGCGCCAAAUUACCAUCAAUGACUUGCCUGUCGGACGAUCUGUUGAUGAAACUCUUCGAUUGGUUCAAGCCUUCCAAUUUGUUGACAAGCACGGAGAGGUCUGCCCAGCCGGUUGGACUCCUGGCAAAGACACGAUCAAGCCAAACGUUAAAGGAAGCAAAGAAUUCUUCGAGAAACAC